This is a messenger RNA of Aspergillus niger, 318 nucleotides long. RefSeq lists its product as hypothetical. The record is from RefSeq and is a predicted model, not a curated record. Bases 1 to 318 code for a protein of 105 amino acids. The transcript is spliced from 2 exons. Lineage: Eukaryota; Fungi; Ascomycota; Eurotiomycetes; Eurotiales; Aspergillaceae.
AUGCUGGAUGCCGGUAUCCAGGACGGGAGCGUCGUCUUGUCGGAGGAGAAUAAGCUCAGGGAUGGUGCGGGGGCGUGUUGUCGCGGCGAACCGGAAGUUAUGUUUCGUGAGGGGUGGGCGGUUGAAGAGGCGUUGUGGUUUUAUAGAGUGGAUUUUGAGCAUAGAUGGGAGGUGGGGGAUCGGGAUGGUGAGAGAGUACUGUUGAGGGCAAGCGUGGGGAUGUUGGAGAGAGCGGCGGAGUGGGAGGAGGAGGGUGAAGGGAUAGUCGCUGUCCCUGCAUUCGGGACCCUUUAUCCGCCCAAGUUGCCCCUCCGAUGA